AUGGAUGCACCGCACGAUGCUCAACCUCAACCACCUCAAGAGGACGUCUCAGUGGAGCCGGGCGACAACGACGAAGUCAACGACACCCCAGCUCAACUGGAACCAGUUGCAGUUCCGGUAAUACGUCAACCUGAAUAUCGCCCACUCAAUAAGCCGAGGAUUCAAAGGGACGAGAGUGAGAAUAUCGAGUUAAUGCAUAGGAAGCUGAACAGAAUCCUAGGAUGGACUGACGAGAUCCAGUCCAUCAAAAAUAGGAUUGGCAGCAUUUUAGGACUACUACAUAUCGUCGACCAACGAACAAUCGAAAUGAAGGUUAUACUUGAUCGCACAAUUGAUGGAUUAGAGCAAGUGUACACCAACAACGAACAGUUCUCAACGAACUACGAGAACAAGCCGACUUCCUCCAAAGGCUCGCCGCCCAGCCGCUUCGCUCCGCGUCGCCACCACCUGGCCCCAGCGGAGCGGAGCGGAUCAGCGCCUUCGUUGCGCAUUCUGUGA
Molecule: messenger RNA, 498 nt
Organism: Haemonchus placei
Lineage: Eukaryota; Metazoa; Nematoda; Chromadorea; Rhabditida; Trichostrongylidae
Source: the annotation of a GenBank genome assembly